GAUGGACACCUCUUCUUGUUCUGGACGAUCUCCGUCUCCUACUGGGACUGUCUUCUUACCCCCUCCUAUCAUGUGGAACAGUCUAUACAAGCAGGCAGAGAUGGAGGUUCAGUUCCUGAGGGAAGAGAAGAAGACCUGUACAGAGAAGGAAGCCCACAUGCUUGAGUUGAGGGGGAAGGAUCGAACGAUCCGAAAUCAGAAGAAGGAGAUGGACAGACUUCAAGUGUGCCUCUGGGAGGAGGAAAAGAAGAAGAGGAAUGGUGGAACGGAGAAAAACGAGAUGAUUGAACAACUACAGUCUGAGACAGACCACCUCAGAGCCCUUUUGAAAGAUGAAAGGAGGAGAAGAAGAGUAGAAAGGGGUAUUAUGAAAGAGUGGAAGGCUGAGAUCCUGAGACUGAGGGAGGCAGAGAGCCACAGGGAGGUAGAGAGCCACAGGGAGGCAGAGAGCCACAGGGAGGCAGAGAGCCAGAGGGAGGCAGAGAGCCAGAGGGAGGCAGAGAGACAGAGAGAGGCAGAGAGAGCCACAGAAUGGGAGAACCAGAGAAAAAUGCAGGAAGUCAACAGACUCAAACAACUGCUGGAGCUGCUGAUGGUGGACCUACAACUGGCCCACGUAAGACAUGUCAUUGUUAUUAUUAAAAGGCAGUGUAUAUUCACCCGGAUGAAAAUGAAUGGCGGCAGUAUGCUAACCCAAUGUUAA
Molecule: messenger RNA, 703 nt
Organism: Salvelinus fontinalis (brook trout)
Lineage: Eukaryota; Metazoa; Chordata; Actinopteri; Salmoniformes; Salmonidae
Product: octapeptide-repeat protein T2-like
Exons: 2
Coding region: 2-703 (233 amino acids)
Source: RefSeq, a predicted model, not a curated record